AUGGCUUUCAUGUCUCGCCUCCUCGCUUUGGCAUGUGUUCCCUGCCUGGUGGUUGCAGAUGUGCCGAACCUGGUAAGGCUGGCUGUACAGCCAGUGCUCAAGGACAUGGCCUGGAAGUACAACAUGAGCUUCAGUUUUGGCUAUGUGGACCACUCGGGACGUGUUGCGGCGGCGGCGGGCAAAAAUGACAGAUUCCAGAAGAAUCGCUUGAAGCCAGAGUCGCUCAUACCCUUGGGCUCCGUUACCAAGCCCUGGACAGCUGUUCUGGUCAUGCAAGCAGCAGAAGCCGGCCUUUUGAGCCUGGAUGAUCCUGCAACCAAGUGGAUCGACCCAGUGCUGUCUCGCCUCUGGAAAACAAAUAUGACAAAGUUAUGGGGUGAAGAUGUAGAACUGGUUCGGGUGCGUGACUUGUUGGGGAUGACCAGCGGCUUCUACGACUACGACGACUUUUUCUUGGAGCACUUCACGCUGGCCCUGGCCUCUGAUGAUGCUGGGCCACUGACUUACAUCAAGAGCUCAGCACGCCAGGGGUUCCUCUGCAAACCCCAGACGUGUGCCGGCUACUCUGGGGUCAACUACAUCUUGUUGGGCCUGCUCCUCGUUCAAGUUGAAGGCAUUUGGUCCUGGCAGGACCUGCACCAGCUGAGUGUGAUUCCUAAGAAGUUGUUCGACACGGGACGCUACUCUCACACGAGCUUCCUGAACCUUGGAAGGUGCAGUCAAUACCCAGGCGUUGCUCACCAGUAUUCGUGGCAAUACUGGAAGAAUGCCAGCCAUCUGCAAACCUUUCAAGAUCUCUUCAUGAACUCCUGCCUCAAUGGCUGGACCAUGGGCAACAUCGCCAGCUCAGCCCAAGACCUCGCCACCUUCUUCUUCGACUUGUUCACAGUGCCGCUGGAAGAUGGUGGCUUCCUGAGCAACUCCUCUCUACAGGCAAUGCAGAAGAUGAAGCGCCUCAGCGACGACUGGUGCCAGGGGCCGACUGGAUAUGGCUCCUGCUCCUACGGCAUGGGCCUCCUUACAGAUCAAGUUGGUCAGGACGUUUGGUCCUUGCAGGACCCGACUGCAGACCCCCAGGCCGUCAAGAUCAUUGGUCACCCGGGCGAAGACUGGGGCAGUGGCUGCUCCCCUUGUGGCUACAACCCAACAUAUGGCUUCGGCGUCUGCAUAGCCUACACCAGUGUGAUUGGCAUGAACUGCACUGGGGAUUUCCGCGAGAAUUUCAACGCUGUUCAGGAAGCCACAUGCCGUGUCUACGAUGCUGUCCUCGCCACGGUUGGUGGUCCGAGGCUCAACUGCACAAAUCCGGCCUUCUCAGGGCCCCCAGAGUUGAAAACGUGCACAUGGCAGAGAAAUCCAGAUCCCUUCCCGCGACCCCCAAAACCUCCGUUUCCGCCAUUUCCUCCGCAGCCUCCGCAAACCUUGGUUGUGUGA
This is a messenger RNA of Symbiodinium pilosum, 1434 nucleotides long. The record is from the annotation of a GenBank genome assembly. Lineage: Eukaryota; Dinophyceae; Suessiales; Symbiodiniaceae.